UGAUGGAGACAAGAUGGUGGAGAGACUAUGACACUUGGUAACUUGCUUCAAAGAUUUGCUACUAUCAUUAUAACUUAAAAUUUACUCAAAGCUGCAAUUUAGGUCACAACUCACUUAUCACUCAAAUUUUAAACUUUGAUCUCAAUUUCAUCUUACAUAAAACCUCAUACAUGAAGGUUGAAGGGAAAAAAGGGAAGAACUAAAGUUAACCAAAUGAUGGGUUGUUUCGGGUUGGAUGGCGAUAGAAGCAGAAGACUCAAGAGUGGUUUCUUCGAACGUUCAUCCCCUGCAUUGCAACAAAUCCUGCUUCAGCUUUUACAAGAUCAAAACCCAGUGGAUAUAGAUCAUCAUUUAUAUGAAUUUGGGUCUGUGGAAUACCGUGUUCAGACCUCUGCUUCAGACCCAGAAAACAUCUAUUUGUCGAUAUCGACCCCAAUACUCACCCCCAGAACACUGGUUUCACAAGGACUGUGUCCUUACACAAUACAGAAGGUGAAAGAUAUAAGUCCUGAUGUUGUGGACAUACUUCACCCAGCAAGGGAAGGAUACCAGCUGACGUUACAGCUGAAACCUGCUCAUAUUCCACAAGGCAAAGCUGGAGCAAAGAUAAUAAAGGAGAUUGCUGCAGUAGCAUCAGUAAUAUUGAGUUCUCAACUGAAAGAGAUGCUCCGAAAUUUCAGUUCAGAGGAUGCUCCAGAAGGAACAUAUAAACCAAUCAAAUGUGUAUAUCACCCAAGAGAGCCUCUCUUUGUCAACAGACAGCCACAGAAGAUUACUGUUAUAUUCCCAAUGAGAUUUAAGGAUACUUCAGAUGUGGUUAUAGCUACGUCCUUCUUCCAGGAGCUCAUGGACAUUGGAAGCUCCGAGGCGUUUUCUAAAGCACCUGCGUGCACAUGGUCACCUAUUCCUCCUCCAGAGUUGAGAGGAGAACUUAUGGAAGACUUGAGCACCAAUGCAGGAUUCGUCUCUUUUGACAUAUUUUCGCGCCAUGUUGAUGAUAAAAGACUAGAUAAAACUGUGUGGAAUCUGCUGAACUUCUAUAACUAUGUUAAAUCUUAUAUAAAGAGCACCAAGGGAUUCAUUCAAAGAAAGAUGAGGGGGAGGUUGGAAGAUUUGGUCAAGAUCUUGCAUAAACCUGACCUAGAUGAAGAUGACCAUGAACAGAAAAUUCGAGGAUGCGGGUGGAAAAUAAAGCCUGUUAGCUCUUCAAGAUUCAGAAAACAUUAUGGUGAUUUCAAGAGGAAGAUAAAGAGAAUGAAAUACCGGAUUAGAAUUCACGGAUUCAGUGAAUUGAACAAGAAGAUCAAGAGAAUCCAUCAUCAGAUUAAGAACCGUAACUUUGGCCUUCGCUCCCAAUGGUUUUCUACCCCCAAAUUCCACUCUGCAAACAGAUAUACAAGAUUAGAGUAGUUCUAUUCAUGAUCUGUAAAAGCAAUUUCUUGCCGCCAGUGAAGGAUGGAUGCCCAAUGACCAGCUAGCAGCAUAGCAGCUUCAUACGGGACAUAGGCUGACUGAUUACAAUGCAAACAAAUAAGUGAACAGCUUUGGUACUUUCCAAAUUACUUCUUAACUGUAACAACAUGUGCUUAUGUAAACUUAGAUGCAUAGACUAACAUACAUAUUUAAAUACAAGGAACAGAAAUACGAAGUCCUAUUGUUUUUUUUUUGUCUGGUUA
Spinacia oleracea (spinach) is the source of this 1676-nucleotide messenger RNA. Its product is annotated as actin-related protein 2/3 complex subunit 2B. The record is from RefSeq and is a predicted model, not a curated record. Gene Ontology annotation, molecular function: actin filament binding; structural constituent of cytoskeleton. Gene Ontology annotation, cellular component: actin cytoskeleton; Arp2/3 protein complex. The transcript is spliced from 10 exons. Gene Ontology annotation, biological process: Arp2/3 complex-mediated actin nucleation; actin filament polymerization. The coding region runs from base 214 to 1410 and encodes 398 amino acids. Lineage: Eukaryota; Viridiplantae; Streptophyta; Magnoliopsida; Caryophyllales; Amaranthaceae.